Messenger RNA from Bombus huntii, 2991 nucleotides. RefSeq lists its product as uncharacterized. The coding region runs from base 1 to 1860 and encodes 619 amino acids. Gene Ontology annotation, cellular component: membrane. Gene Ontology annotation, molecular function: glutamate-gated receptor activity. NCBI's taxonomy places the organism in Eukaryota, Metazoa, Arthropoda, Insecta, Hymenoptera, Apidae. The record is from RefSeq and is a predicted model, not a curated record. The transcript is spliced from 12 exons.
AUGAAGGUGUAUUCGUUGAUUUACACAUUUGUAGCGUAUAUUUUUAUAGUGAUGGCUGAUAGAAGAAAUAUCUUCUUAUCGAAGGGAAAGUCGUGGAUUGCAGAUGAGUAUUUUACGAAACUUAUCAAGUUGUCGUUUACUUCUUCUGGAUGCUGCAACGUUUUCUUAAGUGAUACGACUGAAGAUUCGGAAACAUUGUUCAGUCAAUUCAGAAGCAUCUAUCCAUCCAAUUACCUCUUGAAAUCGAACACGCACGACUGCCACGAAUUCUUUUUGUUGGGAUCAAGUGAAGAAGGAAUCAUGGAGUCUAUAAAAAAAAUACCGUUGCUACAGUGGAAUACAGAGAUUCUGAUUAUAGUGAAUAACGAUAUUUCCAAUGAUUCUCGUCUAUUGAAUAAUUCUGUGUACGGAAUUGCAAACAUAAAUAUUGUCUCUAUGUCGGGAAUGUGGAUACUAUCGAAAGACUACAUAAAACCGCGAGUCUUUACUAAAGUUGACAGAUACAAGGAAAUCCAGAUAAACGACAAGGUAAACUUUCGUGGUAGAGAAUUACAAGUCUGCAGCGAUUAUAUUCCCCCUAUGACGUACUUAAACCAUACAAUUCAAAAAACGAUUAAUGGUGUACAAGCAGAAGUAUACACAAUGGAUAGUGAUUUGGAUUGGGACGGUAUCGAAAUGCGGUUGUUUCUAAUAAUGGCGGAAAAAUUAAAUUUCACGUGGACUUUGAGAAAACCAGAGGGAAACUACACAUAUGGCAAACGAAUCAACGACACAUAUUGGACGAGCGGUAUAAUGCAAAUGAUACGUGAUCAAAAGGUAGAUUUAGCGUUCGCCAGUAUUUGGUUAAUAUUGGAUCAAGAAACAUUCGUACAGUUAUCCGAACCUUGGUACCAACUACAUAUACAUUUUUUGGUACCUCGUCCUCAUCGAACCACAGGCUUUUUGGCGCUCAAAAGACCAUUCUCAGAAGAAGUUUGGCUCUUACUCUUAUCUGUAUUGCUUCUACACAGCUUCUAUACAUAUGUUCGGACUUGGAUUGAUCCCAAAUUUCCAAAACGAUAUCGUAAUUUUCUAAUUAUCCUAACCGAUCUGAUCGGCUGUUUACUAAGCAUGUCGGUACCGAAGAGUGUCGGAACCACGAUGAACAAACUACAGAUUCUUUUCUGGCAGAUUACGGGCUGGUUAAUAAUUACAGCUUAUUGCAGUAGCCUUGCAGCUAGACUUGCGAGUUCAGGCUACGAGGACAGGAUCGAUACCAUCGAACAAUUUGUUCAAGCAAAUUUGCAAUGGGGAAAAACGGGUCAACCACCUCCGUUCGCCGAUUUCUUCGACCUCACGAAUCCACAUGCAGCGCAACUGCCAAAUAGAUAUCGUCAAGUACAAAAUAGUACACAGUUAAGACAAUUCAUUAUGCAAGGUAAUUACGCUAUUCCAGGAAUAAUUAUAGACACCUUUUUUUUUCCAACCGACUAUAUAUCAAACGAAGACUUAAAGAAUUACAGAUUGAUGAGAGAACCUGUGGGACACUUUUAUGCUGUUUUUGCCGUUCAACCAUGGCUUUUGAAACCCAUAAACAGGAUCAUUCUCUGGUUAAAGGAAACCGGUAUCGUUAUUUGGCAUUUGCGCGAUGUUAUUCGCAGACGGGAUAACUAUAAUCUACGCGAGGUUCUCGUGGAGCACGAUAAGUACGACGGACACGUGCAAGUUCUCGGAUUGAUGCCGCUCGGCGCUGGAUUCUCCUUGUUACUCGUUGGCAUGUCGAUUGCAACGUUUGUAUUUUACUUGGAGUUGAGACGCACUGCUAAAACUACCUCUGUUAGCAAUCGUCUUCGCGAUAUCGAUAAAAAACACGAUGCAUAAAAAUUCAAUUUCACAGAUGACACAAUCGUAAACAUACAAUAAUAUUAUAUAAUUGCUAGAUCAUUGUACAAAUAAAGCAAUCUCGUCAUCACGUUGUUGUUGACUAUUCUAAUCUUCACAAGAAUGUGCAAUAUCUCAGCAUUAACAAUUUGAGGACGAGAUUUUGUUGUCAUUUCUCGACGAAAUAUGUAUUAUUGCAAUUUGUACGUUUAAGAAUUUAGAAAGAACAAAGACCCUUAAAAGUUUAGAAAGUAAAUUGUAAUCUAGACUCCGAAAUAUUGCACAACAAUAACCGCUGAAUGUCAUUCAUGGGACACUGAACAUCGUGUAUACAUAUGUGGUAUGCAAGCACAACCAACGUAGAAAUAUAGUGUGAUCGUGUAGUAGCAUAGUCGUGAUUUGAAUACAUCUGCUUACUAUUGAUUCCAAUAGAAUAAAAUAGAUAAUACACAGCUCAAUAAAAUAAUAUAAAAUAAAAAAUGUUUUGCGUCUAUUAUUUCCUUAUAAAACGAAAGAAACUUUUGAAAUUACAUCAGCACGAUAGUAAAAACGAAUCUGAGUAUGUAUAAAGAAAUUACAAGAUAUUAAUAUAUAAGUUAGAAGAUUUAGUGAGAUCAUUAUUGGAAUUUGUUUUGUUCUAAGGAAUAAAAAUGCGAGAACUUUUGUUAGUAAUUUAUGAUGCUCAUCCUCGCGAUCUAAAGAUUAAUUUAGAAAACGCGAAAUUUCCUUUAAUAUUUAUAAUAGCAUACUUUAUACUAUUAUAAAGCCGAUCGUCAACGCUCGAGGGUCGGCCAGCGUAGUUCCAUGACUUACCUAAUAAACAGUACUAAGAGUCCUUCACAUUUCAAGCGCAUGUAAGUGCAAUAAAUGACGCUUUGUGAGCGAAUAUCCUGAUUGGUCAUUUUCUUGCGUUGGGUGAAAACCAAUCAGCGUCCGUAUUUCGGAAUCUCCGCUUCAGACUAUAUUAGAGCUCGACAUGGCAUCUGCAGUUUCGUUUGUGUCGUUCAACCGUGAACAUCAACUAGGAAGUUAUUACAUAUUCGAGAGAGAGAAAAAGUCUCUUUAUUAGAAACAAUUGGUAUAAUCUUGUUCGUGAUUUCGAGUCAAUAAUAUCUUCUCCACCAGAGUAAG